UCCGAGUCUGUCGGGAUGUUGCCACACGCCGAUCACUGGGCUAUGCCUACAUAAACUUCCAGCAGCCUGUGGAUGGUACGCUCCCUGUAACACAGCCCCAAGGAGCUGCCUCGCGACAGGGGCUUGGGGCAUGCAAGAGAUGGAAGGGCAGGCAGUGGAAAAGGGGGGAGCAGUUGUCUGAAUGGAUGCAUCAGCUGUUGGGGCUUGGGCAAUAUUCUGCUGAUGUUGAGUUUUGGUUGUAACUAAUCCCAGUGUGCUCUCAGAUGGUGACCCAUCCCGCUCCCAUCCCUUCUUAAGGACUGGGAGAGGAUGCAGCAGCUGGGCUUUGGGCUCGUGGGGGGAGGAAGGUGACUUGCAAGAGUCACCUCCCUCCAAAAGCUGAUGGAGAAGGGCACCAAAACUCCUUCUGCCCUUCCCCAGGGCAGCCAGCUGCCUGCUGGCUCACGGUGUGAAGUGAAGCCCCUCUCCUGGCAGGCAUCGCAGUGAUACAGUGCUGUAACCGAAAGGUGUUUCAUGCUGGAGCGAGGCAGUGGUGAUGGGAAGGUGUUGCCCUGGAGACCAAAAUCCUUACUGGGUAAAUGAGUUGGGCAUCUGCCAAACUGGAGCUUGCGGUGAAAUGGAUGAUCCCGUGGGAGUCAGACAUGCUUUGGGGGAGGAAGGAAGGAGUGGUGUGGGUGGAGGGGAGGAGAGCAGCCCUUACCUGGCCCUGCUGCCCUGGGAGGCAGAGCUGCCUGUCUCAUUUAGGUUAACGAGCCUCUGUCCAACAGUAUCCCUGAUUCCUGUGCCCAUCUCAGCUGCUGUAGGAUGGGAAGGAGAUCUGUUUCUGUUACCCUCCUCUCUUCCCCCUGUACUCACUUCUUUACCAGCUGAGCGAGCCCUGGACACCAUGAACUUUGAAGUGAUCAAAGGCCGUCCCAUCCGCAUCAUGUGGUCCCAGCGGGACCCCGGGCUCAGGAAAUCGGGGGUUGGAAACGUCUUCAUCAAGAACCUGGACGACUCCAUUGAUAACAAAGCCCUGUACGACACGUUCUCUGCCUUCGGAAACAUCCUGUCGUGCAAGGUGGUUUGUGAUGAAAACGGAUCCCGUGGCUAUGGCUUUGUUCACUUUGAGACUCACGAGGCAGCGACUCGGGCCAUCGAGACCAUGAAUGGGAUGUUGCUCAACGAUCGGAAGGUAUUUGUUGGCCAUUUCAAAUCCCGCAAAGAGCGUGAGGCAGAGUUUGGGGCUAGGGCGAUGGAGUUCACCAACGUCUACAUCAAAAACUUUGGGGAUGACAUGGAUGACGACAGACUGCAGGAAAUAUUCUCCAAGUUUGGAAAGACGCUAAGUGUCAAAGUCAUGAUGGACAACACUGGCCGCUCAAAGGGCUUUGGAUUUGUCAACUUCGAGAAGCACGAAGAAGCCCAGAAGGCGGUAGCCGACAUGAACGGGAAGGAGAUCAAUGGGCGGAUAGUGUAUGUGGGCCGAGCCCAGAAGCGGCUGGAGCGCCAGAGCGAGCUGAAGCGGAAAUUUGAGCAGAUCAAGCAGGAGCGAGUGAGCAGGUACCAGGGGGUCAACCUGUAUGUGAAGAACCUGGAUGAUGGGAUAGAUGAUGAGAGGCUGAGGAAGGAGUUCUCUCCUUACGGCACCAUCACCAGUGCCAAGGUGAUGACAGAGGGUGGCCACAGCAAAGGGUUUGGGUUUGUAUGUUUUUCCUCCCCAGAAGAGGCUACCAAGGCCGUGACGGAAAUGAACGGACGAAUCGUCAGCACUAAGCCCCUCUACGUCGCGCUCGCUCAAAGGAAAGAGGAGCGGAAAGCAAUCCUCACCAAUCAGUACAUGCAGAGAUUAGCCACCAUGAGGGCCCUGCCUGGCCCUCUCCUGGGCUCCUUCCAGCCCCCCCCCGGGGUACUUCCUACCCCCCAUCCCGCAGCAGCAUAUCCUGCAGCUACCCCCAUCCUGAGGGCUGCCGUGCCGCCUCGGCGCCUGCUGUCCAACAUCAGCACUAUGAGACAGGCCUCCACCCAGGUGCCCCGCGUGCCCCCCCAGGCCCAGAGAGUGGCCAACAUUGGGACGCAGACGGUCAGCACCCGGGUGCCCUCCUCGCCCACCCUGCCGCGGGGUGCCCCGCAGUACAAGUACUCCUCAGCUGUCAGGAAUGCCCAGCCGCCCGUGGUGGCCCCGCAGGCGGGAGAACCUGCUGUGCAUGUCCAGGGGCAGGAGCCGCUGACAGCAUCCAUGCUUGCAGCAGCCCCUCCUCAGGAGCAGAAGCAAAUGAUAGGUGAGCGCCUGUACCCUCUGAUCCAUGCAAUGCAUCCCUCGCUGGCUGGCAAGAUCACUGGGAUGCUGCUGGAGAUUGAUAACACCGAGCUGCUGCUGCUCCUGGAGUCCCCCGACUCCCUGCACGGCAAGAUCGAGGAAGCAGUGGCUGUUCUCCAAGCGCACCAGGCUACCGAGACAUCGCACAAGAGCAGCACCACGGCAUUCCUGCAGUGACCCCGGACUUCAGGACUGAUAGCGAGCCCUGAGAACAUUGCCUUUGAAGAACAGCAGCGGCAAGCCCACCAUGCUUUUGGAAUCGUGCCCGUACAGUGACCCUGGCUUGUCUUCAGUGCCCCAUCCUAUUUUUUUGUGUGUAUUGUAAACCUUGCAGAAUUUCUUCCUCCUGCACCUGUAAAAAAAUUCCCACAUUAAUUCUUUUCUCGCCACUGAAAGCAUCUUGUGAAAAUGCAGUGUGGAACCUAGUCUGGUUCAGUUGCCCAGGAAAUGACAAGUGCUGAUCAUCAUUUUUAGUGAAUUUAUUGAGUUCUGUAGUUUUAUUUGUUCCCGUAGCUGACACUAAUAAAGAACUGAUGCUUCCACCCCCAAAGCAUGGGUUAGUUCCCUUUGCAGAAAGACAGCAAAUACUUUUUCUCUGUUUCAUGCAGGUGGAGGGAUUGACUUAGGUCAGGCUGCUGUAAUUAGUGUUUGAAGCUUGUGAU
This is a messenger RNA of Aquila chrysaetos chrysaetos, 2961 nucleotides long. RefSeq names its product poly(A) binding protein cytoplasmic 1 like (gene PABPC1L). NCBI's taxonomy places the organism in Eukaryota, Metazoa, Chordata, Aves, Accipitriformes, Accipitridae. The record is from RefSeq and is a predicted model, not a curated record. Gene Ontology annotation, cellular component: nucleus; cytoplasmic stress granule; cytosol. Gene Ontology annotation, molecular function: poly(A) binding; mRNA 3'-UTR binding; poly(U) RNA binding. The transcript has 13 exons. Bases 536 to 2476 code for a protein of 646 amino acids.